AUGGCUUCCGCUUCGGAUUCGACAGAACGACUUGUGCGAACAUGGAUGGCUUCGGAAAGAGAAGAAGAAAUAGUUAAGGCUGUAUCAGAAAUCUCGAACGGAUCGACCUCCUUGCUCAAUGUUGUCAAAGCUCUGGGAGAAUAUCUGACUUCUGAGGAAGAUGCCCUGCGAACAAAGGGCGUUGAGUUUCUGUCUGCCGUUCUCGGUCGUUGUCCACCAGAAAAGCUGAACCGUCAGGCCGCUAGGGUCCUGACAUCAUUUUACUGUAGCAAGCUGGAGGACUCUGAGACUGUUGUCCCUGCACUAAAGGGAUUGGUAUCUCUCACCAAAAUGCCUUCCUCGACGUCUGAAGACGUCCCCAGCAUAUUAGACGCUAUCUUUACUCAUAUCAAAAUGAAAGGGCUUGUUCAAUCCGUGCGAUUUUUUGUAUUCACAAUUAUUGACACCCUAAUGGCUCGACAUCGACAAGUCAUCAAAGACAUGAAUGAUAGCUUCCUUGGGCGUUAUAUUGCUCUGGUAGAUGGAGAAAAGGACCCUCGGAAUUUACUCGUUGCUUUUGCUAUCGAUCGAGUUCUUCUCAUAGAAUUUGAUAUCAAUAACUUCAUUGAGUCACUCUUCAAUAUCACAUUUUGCUACUUUCCAAUCACCUUUCGACCUCCUCCGAACGACCCCUAUGGAAUAACAACCGAUGAUUUACGUCAAGCCCUUCGCAAAUGUUUAAAUUCCACUCCUGCGUUCGGCCCAUUGGCUAUCCCCGUCUUCUUGGAAAAGCUUGCAGCUGGAUCACCUACCACCAAGCGAGAUACGCUUGAAAGCAUGUCCGUGUGCUUUCCUGUUUAUGGCUCUGCAUUAGCGCGCAGUCAUGCUCGAAAACUAUGGAAUUCUUUGAAGCUGGAGAUAUUUCAACCUACCGAUUCCAUCACCGAAGAAUUUGCGCUCAAGACCACUCAAGACCUCGUCAAGACCAUCUAUACCUCACAGACCGCAGAUGGUACGGACAACGAUAUUGAGGGUCUGGCCCGAGACGCUUGCGAAGAAUGCAUCGCGAUCCUUCGAGAGCCUGAGAAAAGUCAGGCUAAACCUGCGAUCAAAAUUUUGUGUGCGUUCAUGUCGACGACGCCUUCAGUAUCACGGUAUACUGUUGCUCAAACAGCACCUUAUCUGGUCAAGCUCUACGCACAUCCUGAUAAUGUUGCAGCUCGGCCAUCUAUCUUACUACUUCUCUCCGACUUGAUAGCGGCUGCGCGGGAUUCGAUGGCUGCUAAUAAAGUCGACGAUUCAGACUCACUAGAGACGCCGCUCAGUCCUUACAAAGAUGAAAUACUAAGCAUCGUAUCCUCGGCUUUGAAAGUCUCUUCGUCGCGAGAUCCUGCUCUUGCAUGCUUGUUAGGAUUAGUUUCCACAGAAAAGCUGGUAUCGGAUGAAGAAUUGGGCUUUAUUGUCCACAGUGUAGACGAGAUACUGUUAGAAGAAUCAGAUGAAGCUGAAGAGACCAAUGCACCUGCCCUCCAACUUCUCGUCACGAUCUCGCAGAAAGCGGUUCAUCAUAUCAAAGAACAAACGCUUCCUUUACUCUUUAGCAUGUUACCAGAAGACGCACCAGCACGGGAUGCAGCUUUGGAUCGCGCUAGAGCAUGGCGAAUACUGUCUGCUCUAAAUACUGUUUGCAGACCCCUCGAACUUUUCGAGACGUUGGUGAUCCGCCUCACCACUAGAUUGGACUUGCUCUGUGUACCUUCAGAGACUGUACCGCUUCCUGCGGACCGUGAACCUCGAGUCGCGUAUGCUCAUUCGAUUUUGAUCACUUUACAUCAGACCCUCCUAGCCAAGGUUGAUGAUGGACACGCAGAUGUAGCAAAAUACAUUGAAACUCUCGUUCCUAGACUUUUCAAUCUCUUCAUUUACUCCGCACUGGUCUCCAACGAAGUCAACCUGAUUGCUACUGAUAUACGGCUCAUAACUGUAGCCGGCCAAACUAUCGGUACCGUGGUACAGAAUACUGCAGCUCAAAGACAGGAUUCCUUUAUACAAGCGUUGUUUGCGGCUUACAUCGACGGAGAUAUCAAUCGCAUUGCGGAAGGAUAUCAUAGGUUACCCACAACUAAUAGCUUCUCCCCAUUGAAUCAACGAAACUUGGUCAUUUUGAUGGCUUCAGCGGUUGUACCGCUACACAAGGAGAUUCAACUACCAGUUUCCAACCUGAGCGUGUUUUUGGGAAACAUAUUGACUUGGAGCCUUGCUGAGGUCGAAGCCGUCGUCGAUCUCCAACGGGAAUCUACCUGGAAAAUGAUAUCUGCUAUCCUCAAUAAACAUGCCUCGUUUUUCAUCGAAAACAUGCUACAUGAAUUUUGGCCGCGGCAUAUAGCUGAUAGAUCUGCAUCUGCAGAAAGUCGCAAUCGUGCAAUCCGUCCAUGGGUUUGGAUCUCCAAGGCUCUUCUUGUCUGCAACCAUGCACAAGCAUCUCAAUUCGCCGACGUCAUGUUUCUACUUUUUGACGACGAAGAUAUCAAAUGGAACGCCGCCAAAUCUUUCGGAGACAUUGUUCGAACAGACACAAUCUUGACCAAACAGAAUCACGCCUCAAUCAAGAUGUUGUACGCGCAGCGCUUUGUUGGUCGCACAUUGCCUCGUAUCAUUGAUGGCGCAAAAGACCCAAGCGAACCUGGGAAACAAUUAUCGUAUCUUGUCGCAUUGACCUCGUUGAUUAGUUCUAUCCCAAAAGCUUUGUACUUUCAUGAGAUGGCUACAUUAAUACCGCUCCUGGUUAGGGGACUGGACUUACCAGAUCAUGAUAUCCGCUGCCAAGUUAUCGACACCUUCCUCGCUGUUGCAGAAGGCGAUUCACCUGAUAUCGUAUCCGACCACGCGCCAUCGCUCAUAACUACCAUGCUGAAGAACAGUUCCGUGGAAAAUAUGCCUUCUGUUAAAGUACGGGUAUCUGCCCUGAGAUAUCUCGGUGUUCUGCCUAGUAUCGUACGAUAUGAUGUCCUACAUCCUCUCAAGGCAACAGUGAUAAAACAAUUGGCGGUGUCAUUGGAUGAUCCAAAACGAGCAGUCCGUAAAGAAGCCGUAGAUGCUAGGUUCAAGUCCAGCGGUUAG
Messenger RNA from Lentinula edodes (shiitake mushroom), 3099 nucleotides. RefSeq names its product ARM repeat-containing protein. Gene Ontology annotation, biological process: iron-sulfur cluster assembly. Lineage: Eukaryota; Fungi; Basidiomycota; Agaricomycetes; Agaricales; Omphalotaceae. The record is from RefSeq and is a predicted model, not a curated record. Bases 1 to 3099 code for a protein of 1032 amino acids. The transcript has 21 exons. Gene Ontology annotation, cellular component: cytosolic [4Fe-4S] assembly targeting complex.